GAAACAAACACGCCCUAAAAGUAGAGAGAGAGAGAGAGAACCUCACCUCACCUCACCAGCUCCUCCUACUUCGCUCGCACCGGUUAACCCGCACGUGCCGUUGACCCCCUUACGACCCGAAGUAGAAGCUUCGAAAGCUAGCCCUAAUUUCCUUCUCUCUCUCUCCCCGACCUUUUUCUCUCUCUAGAAUUAAGCUCAGCUCGAUCACCGAGUGAUCUCACCCAAUUCACUUACUCCCAAUUCAAUUCGUCGAUCACGCACUCUCCGUUGAAUCAGAUAGAAACAGAACAGAAAAUUAGGGCUCUUUUUGGAUUGAGAACUGGGAUAUUGAUUUUCUGAACUUGUUAUGGGGUGGUGUUUCCGUAGUUAGUUGUGAGUUCUAGUUGUGAUGGUGGUGAGGGAUUGAGAAAUCAAAAUGCCAGCAAGUCGGCAUCCAUCGCGAUUAGACACUCUAGAACUGAAGCUCGAGAUCGAGAGGAAACUCGGGCAUGAGAAAUCGGAGAAGUACUUUAAUCUUUUGAGUAGAUUCUUGAACCUCAAGAUUAGCAAAUCGGAGUUUGAUAGAUACUGCAUUGGUACUGUUGGGAGAGAGAAUAUCUGCCUUCAUAAUCGACUUAUCCAAGCUAUUCUGAAAAAUGCAUCUGUCGCUAAGACUCCUCCACCGAAAGAAAGCAAAACGAGUGGUUUAUUGAAUGUUAAAGUCCCAAAUGGGUAUCAAAGGAGUAGUCUUCAGUCACUCUGUAGAGACGUGUUUCCACAGUCCCCCCGGAAGGGGAGGACUCCGAAUCUUCGUGACCGGAAGUUUAAGGACCGUCCGAGUCCUCUUGGGCUCCAUGGGAAGGCCCAUAGUACUGGAUGUGAAGAACCUGUUCCAAAAAUUCAAGAAAAGGAAAGAUCCACUGAGUUGCUUUCUUUGGGUAGCAGACCACCUCCUGAAGUAAACUCUGUGGAAGAUGGUGAAGAGGUUGAUCAGGAUAAUGACACACGAGACAUUUACAACAGAAGCCCCGUCAGAGCUCCAUUUGGAAUCUGCAUAAAUGGAAAAGAAACACGAAAAGUCCUACGUAACGGAUCAGCAACUUCAUUUUGCAAAGACUCCUGCCUCAGUAGUGGUGUGCUACCAGAUACCAAUUCUUUGAAGACCAGAUUGGAGCGGGAGUUGGAGACGAAGGGCUUAAAUAUUUCAGCAGAUUGCGUUAACCUUCUGAACAGUGGUUUGGAUGUUUACUUAAAGAGAUUGAUACAGCCAUGUUUGGCAUUAGCCAGUUCAAGGUCUGUAAAUAAGCCUCCAAGUGAAGUACGUAAUGAGGUGGUAUAUGGUUUGAACGGGACGAGGCCCGUGAGAUUUGUACAAAAACCAAACAGACCUGUUUUCGCGUCCUUGUUGGACUUUCGGGUAGCGAUGGAGUCAGAUCCUAGGAGGCUUGGUGAAGAUUGGCCUGUACAACUUGAGAAGAUUUGCUUUCACGCAUCAGAUCAAGAAUGAAGUGAAAUUUACAGUCACUGUUGCGCAAAUACGGGGGGACUGUAUAUGACUUCAUCAAAGUGAUAAUGUGUUAUUGUGAUUCUAGAAUCCAUCCUAACAGUGAUGUUUGACACCACAUUUUUUCAGCGUACUUGGUACGUGGUUGAAGCUGCGGACAAUUUUGGAUCAAGGCAAAUAGUCUGUAUAUAGUAUAGAUCUUAGUGCUGAUUAUUCCGUCAAUUGGACACGUUAGGUGGUAAAGUAUACAUGUGUCGACACUUGUAAAAAUCUAGCCACAACAAGUAGCUCAGUGGCCUCCUUCAAUUAGUAUCUAUAGUUUGUUCAUCUUAUUCACUUUUGUUAAUAAAGAUUGUCGUUGGAGUU
Rhododendron vialii is the source of this 1849-nucleotide messenger RNA. RefSeq lists its product as uncharacterized. The transcript has 2 exons. Bases 416 to 1486 code for a protein of 356 amino acids. Gene Ontology annotation, cellular component: SAGA complex. The record is from RefSeq and is a predicted model, not a curated record. Lineage: Eukaryota; Viridiplantae; Streptophyta; Magnoliopsida; Ericales; Ericaceae. Gene Ontology annotation, molecular function: transcription coactivator activity. Gene Ontology annotation, biological process: regulation of transcription by RNA polymerase II.